Messenger RNA from Musca vetustissima, 2146 nucleotides. Its product is annotated as serine-rich adhesin for platelets. The coding region runs from base 18 to 2144 and encodes 708 amino acids. Lineage: Eukaryota; Metazoa; Arthropoda; Insecta; Diptera; Muscidae. Gene Ontology annotation, biological process: protein K48-linked ubiquitination; proteasome-mediated ubiquitin-dependent protein catabolic process; negative regulation of extrinsic apoptotic signaling pathway via death domain receptors. The record is from RefSeq and is a predicted model, not a curated record. Gene Ontology annotation, molecular function: ubiquitin protein ligase activity. The transcript has 3 exons. Gene Ontology annotation, cellular component: cytoplasm; plasma membrane.
CGGACGACUGUCAAAUCAUGCCUUGCGAACAAUGCCAUGUCCAGUUUACCGUCUUCAAACGUAAGAAAAGCUGUUCCGAUUGCAAGCGAUACUACUGCCACUCUUGCCUGGUGAGCACCCGCAAACAUUCUCUGCUAUGUGAUCGAUGUUUGCUAUUUAGCCGCAGACCACUGCAGAGAUCCGAUUUGGUACAGCUAAAAACCAAAGACCUGAUAUUCUAUCUGCAAUCGAAGCACAUCUCCACGGCCGGCUGUGUUGAGAAGGAGGACUUGAUUGAUUUGGUCAUGCGAAUGGAUUCCAAUCAGAAUCCAUCGUCGUCGAGUGGCAGCAGCAGCAAGAGCAGUAGCAAAAGUACAACGCCACAGCACCAGCCCACGAGUGCUGGCAAUGGUGGUACCGGGGCGGAUGCGGGGACUGGCGGCAAUACAAAUUCCUUUGAUAAUAUAAAACAAACGUGCCAAAAUUUCUUUAGUAGUUUAAGUGAAAAUAUAAGUGAUUCCUUUGCCAAUCUGGAGAGUAGGGCCUGUUCGAAAUCAAGGGCGGACAGGCAGAAUCGAAGUGCCGCCAAUGUGACAGAACAGCCCAGGGUGGCCACCAGGGAGAUACCGACAUAUGCUAGCAGGCAACAAAGGACUGUAAGUGUUGAUGUGUCCUCGCCCACUGAAUCGACACACGCAAGAUCGCCAAUAUCUGUUUCAAGUUCUUUGCCGCCACAGCCAGAGAGGCAAACCUCUGCACUUUCCUCACCGCAAUCGCCUACAUCAAUUGAAAUUGGCACGGUAGCAGAAGAACCGCAGCCUACAGCAACGACGGAGGGCAAGUCUCCAACUAGAAUUGCCGAAGAAGGCGAUUGCGAAUGUUCCGAUGAGGAAGAAUUAAUAGCCACAUUUAGUACACGUACCAGGUCACCUAAAAUUGCAAUAGAACCCUCACUAAGCAAUGAUGAGACAGAUCUGGCCAAUGCUGGUGGACCAUCCACAUCUGCCUCAACUUCAAAGCCGUCAUCACAGUACUCAAAAUUGGAAAUCUACAUAAACGAAGAGGAAGAAUCUUCACAUUCAUCAUUUGAAGAACUUGGAGCCAUUGGGGGAAUUUCCGAUGAUAGCAAGACUACAACUGAUACCACUAGCAACACAACCGAUCAAUGGCAAAUGUUGGAUCUGAAGCAGGAUGGAUCUUCCAAUCAGACGUUGGCAACUCCCGAUGGCAAUAAUUCAACAUUACAACAACCUGCUGAAGAGACGACAUCUCCAAAGCCGCAACCAUCCGCCCCACCUCCUGCACCCCCACUCCGUCUGAAGAAAGUGACACGCAGACGUUCCGAAAGUUAUCUCAACCGUAGAAGACCUCAAAUUAGCUUAGAAGAAGAUGAAGACGAUGAGGAUGGUACAAUACUUUCAGUAUCGAUACACAAUCCCGCUUCGCGAAUAGAAGAAGAAACCCAAACAUCCUCAACCACCAGUAACACAACAGCCAAACGUUGUUGUUUACGUUGCGGCAAAAACAAAGUCAAUAUCCGGCAUCAGGUAGAAAAGCUAAGGAAGCACUUGGAGAGUUCGCAAAUGUCAGAGUCGGACAUAAAACAAGAAUUGCGAGAAUUCCUAGCCUAUCUAGAGCAACGCACCAAAUCGGUAGAAUAUUCAGAUUCCGAGGCUGGAACAUCCACACCAAGUGCAACCGGGCUAACGGAAAGUCAAAUGGCACAGCAGAGAGAUUUUACUGUUUCAGGAAGUUCGGCGGCAUUCAACUAUUUUCCCGAGGCAAAUAUUGCCGCAAAUCAAAGUGAAAAGGAAUCACGUUUUAUCAAUUUGGAUGAUUACGAUUCAAUCAAACAACUUGAGGGUCUUAGUGUGAAACAAUUAAAGGAGGUCCUUAUGCUGCACAGAGUGGACUACAAAGGCUGUUGUGAAAAACAAGAAUUGCUAGAUCGUGUGGGGCGUUUAUGGAAAAACUUGAAAUCGACACCAGCUGUUGAUAAAUUGCCCACAGACGAAUUGUGUAAAAUUUGUAUGGAUGCACCCAUCGAGUGCGUAAUUUUGGAAUGCGGUCACAUGGCAACAUGCACCAAUUGCGGCAAAGUCUUAAGCGAGUGUCCAAUAUGCCGACAAUAUAUUGUAAGAGUUGUAAGAUUUUUCCGCGCUUAGAU